Messenger RNA from Ylistrum balloti, 942 nucleotides. RefSeq names its product mucin-2-like. The record is from RefSeq and is a predicted model, not a curated record. The coding region runs from base 1 to 942 and encodes 313 amino acids. Lineage: Eukaryota; Metazoa; Mollusca; Bivalvia; Pectinida; Pectinidae. The transcript has 2 exons.
AUGACCACGAAUGGAUUCGUUAAAUUCAGAGGACGUACUUGUUAUACUUUGGGUCUUAACCCUCGAAGUCCUACUCCCGAGGUAUCUACUUCGGGUCUUAACCCUCUAAUCACUACUCCCGAGGUUUCUACUUUGGGUCUUAACCCUCUAAGUCCUACUCCCGAGGUGUCUACUUUGGAUUUUAACCCUCUAAGUCCUAGUCCCGAGGUGUCUACUUUGGGACUUAACCCUCUAAGUCCUAGUCCCGAGGUGUCUACUUUGGGACUUAACCCUCUAAUCACUACUCCCGAACUUUCUACUUUGGGACUUAACCAUCUAAGUCCUACUCCCGAAGUAUCUUCUUUGGGUCUUAACCCUCUAAUCACUACUCCCGAACUUUCUACUUUGGGACUUAACUCUCUAAGUCCUAGUCCCGAAGUAUCUACUUUGGGUCUUAACUAUCUAAGUCCUACUCCCGAGGUUUCUACUUUGGGUCUUAACCCUCUAAGCACUACUCCCGAGGUGUCUACUUUGGAUCUUAACCCUCUAAUCACUACUCCCGAUGUGUCUACUUUGGGUCUUAACCCUCUAAGCACUACUCCCGAAGUGUCUACUUUGGAUUUUAACCCUCCAAGUCCUACUCCCGAGGUUUCUACUUUGGGUCUUAACCCUCUAAGCACUACUGCCGAGGUGUCUACUUUGGGUUUUAACCCUCUCAGCACUACUCCCGAGGUUUCUACUUUGGUACUUAACCCUCUCUGCACUACUCCCGAUGUUUCUACUUUGGGUCUUAACCCUCUAAGCACUACUCCCGAGGUGUCUACUUUGGAUCUUAACCCUCUAAUCACUACUCCCGAUGUGUCUACUUUGGGUCUUAACCCUCUAAGCACUACUCCCGAAGUGUCUACUUUGGGUUUUAACCCUCUCAAGUCCUACUCCCGAUGUUUCUACUUUGGGUAUUAA